AUGGCGGCCCCUUUUCAGCCUCGCGUUGAUGCAACACUCAUGGCAACAAAAUCCUCGACAGCAGCCAUUGCCUACCUUCGAGGCCGAGUUCCUGAAGGCGUCGAUCCCUCGUCGGUAAGGGACACUGACUAUGUGUAUGACCGUGCUUUAACGUCGGACGAACUCCGGGCUCGCCACAUGUACUGGGGUAAGGCUCCUGCGGAGCUGCAGCAGGGCUUGCCCAAGUUCAAUGGGAAGGACUUCUUUCGGACUUCGCCAGGCGGACAGCAUGCAAGGCCUGUCAUAUCCAGUGAUCCAUUCGAGGGCCUGAGCCAGACUGCGACCGUGCUGACGCGCAAUGGACCAGGAUUCUCAACUCAAUCAGAGUCACUCCCACGUCCAGGUCAAGGAUCGUCCGAGGAUCACGAGGAGCUCACCGUGACCACAAACCGCACCAACGCAAAUUCAACGCGCAUCGGUCGCAGCAUGGAGGAGUUGAACCGAGGCUCGCAUGACACCCCUCCCACUUCGUCCGGCAGUGUGAGAGAGAAGUCUUCCGCUGAGGAGACCACUGAUGACGAUCGCGAGAUUCUGUACACCGGUCGCAAAAACAUGGUGAAGAUUGGCCAGCGGAUGCUGCCAAAUGUGAUCAAGAGCUCGACAGGCUCAAAUGCAUCUAUUUCUUCGACCACUGCACAGGGCUUGUUGCCGAACUACUCUGGGCACGCCACAGCAUCGCUCACACCAUCCAUCACAAACAGAAUGUUUUCAAACCUUCGCAACACUAGUAAGAUCGGCCUGGACGAAGCGAGACUGGCUGGCGUGACCACCACAAAGAGCGGCGAGAACUGCCCGCCUAGCGUCAACGUUGAUGAUAUUUUCUGA
Messenger RNA from Emericellopsis cladophorae, 864 nucleotides. RefSeq lists its product as uncharacterized. The coding region runs from base 1 to 864 and encodes 287 amino acids. The transcript has a single exon. Lineage: Eukaryota; Fungi; Ascomycota; Sordariomycetes; Hypocreales; Bionectriaceae. The record is from RefSeq and is a predicted model, not a curated record.